Molecule: messenger RNA, 3434 nt
Organism: Salvelinus sp. IW2-2015
Lineage: Eukaryota; Metazoa; Chordata; Actinopteri; Salmoniformes; Salmonidae
Source: RefSeq, a predicted model, not a curated record
AUGAGUGAUAACGGAGGGCUUCUUAAAGAAAAACUACAGGAGACGCGGCACAACCUGACAGUGAACCUGACCACUCUGAGGGUGUGGUGUUAUGCCUGUGGGAAAGAGGUGUACCUGGAGCGUAAACUGGGCCCUCACUGCCCUGUCCCCAGCACCAAGACCCUCGCUUCACCUCAGACCAACAACACACAGGGCAGUCCCACUUCUCUGAGACUGCCCCCUACUAAUGGCUGUGAAGACCUGGGCAUGGAGACAGAGGAGGAGGACGAGCUACGUGCCAGAGGUCUGACGGGACUGAAGAACAUCGGGAACACCUGCUAUAUGAAUGCAGCCCUGCAGGCCCUCUCCAACUGCUGGAGGUUGGUGCUGGGGGACAGGGCAACAAAGAAGCCUGCUCUGAGUAAGAGCUACCAGAAACUGGUGUCAGACCUCUGGCACAAGAACAGGCCAUCCUAUGUGAUCCCUACCAAUCUGUAGGGGAUCAAGGCUGUUAACCCCAUGUUCAGAGGAUACUCCCACAGGUAGGACUCUCAGGAGUUCCUGCGCUGUCUGAUGGARCAGCUCCACGAGGAGCUGAAGGAGCCACUGACCGAGCCCCCCGACAACGACCAACACUCGCACGCCAUCGCCAUGGACGACUGCCCCGACGACGACAGCCGCAGCCAAUCUGACGGCGACUUCCAGUCGUGCGAGUCUUGCGGCAGCAGCGAGCGGGCGGACAACAAAGGCGGGAGCGGGGAUGGUCGGUCGGCGGCGCCGUCGGGGGAGGAGUCUAACGAGGCAGAGAUGCUGAUCCCUGAUGGACCUGACUCCUCCCACUCCUCGCGUCAGACCAAUAGGGAGUGGCAGAAGGAGAAGAACCUGAUCAACAACCUCUAUCGGGGGUCAGGGGGCGCAGGGUCGUCAGGGGGAGACCUAUAUAAAGACGUGGAUACCACUUCCGAGGCCGUGCCCAUCAUCAGCAGCCAGGGGGCCAUCAAGGUCCAGAUACAAGGAAACAUGGCUGACUCAUUCCCCGAGGUGGUCUCCAGCAGCACCCGACCCCAGACUCCAGUCCCCAUGGAAGGACACUCCUUCACCAAGAUGUCCUCCAGUCCACCCAAGAACAACUGUGUCUGGCCAGGAAUCUCCUCCAGCCAUCUGAAAAUGACCUCGUUUUCCUCACCGAAGAGCAAGCGCCAGAAGAAGUACCGUAGUGUGAUAUCAGACGUGUUUGAUGGGACCAUUGUCAGCUCAGUGCAGUGUCUGACCUGCGAUAGGAGGAUGGACCCUCUGUCCCCCUGUCCUGUUGAGGAUGGACCCUCUGUCCCCCUGUCCCGUAGAGGAUGGACCUCUGUCCCCCUGUUCCCUGUAGAGGAUAGGACCCUCUGUCCCCCUGUCCCUGUUGAGGAUGGACCCUCUGUCCCCCUGUCCUGUAUAGAGGAUGGACACCUCUGCCCCCAUGUCCUGUGUAACGAGGAUGGACCCUCUGUCCCCUGUUCCUGUAGAGGAUGGACCCUCUGUCCCCCUGUCCUGAGGAUGGACCCUCUCCCCUGUCCUGUAGAGGAUGGCCCUCUGUCCCCCUGUCCUCGUAGAGGAUGGACCCUCUGUCCCCUGUCCGAGAGGAUGGCCUCUGUCCCCUGUCCUAGGGAUGGACCCUCUGUCCCCUGUCCUGUAGAGGAUGGACCCUCUGUCCCCCUGUCUGUCGAGGAUGACCCUCUGUCCCCCUGUCCUGUAGAGGAUGGACCUCUGUCCCCUGUCCUCUGUAGAGGAUGGACCCCGUCCCCCUGUCCUAGGAUGGACCCUCUGGCCCCCUGUCCUGUAGAGGAUGGACCCUCUGUCCCUUCUGUAGAGGAUGGACCCUCUGCCCCCUGUCCUGAUGCCCUCCUGCUCCGCCUAGAGGAUGGACCCUCUGUCCCCCUGUCUCUAGAGGAUGGCCCUACUGUCCCCCUGUCCUGUAGAGGAUGGACCCUCUGUCCCCCUGUCGUACGAAGGAUGGACCCUCGUCCCCUGUCCCGUAGAGGAUGGACCCUCUGUCCCCUGUCCCGUAGAGAUGACCCUCUGUCCCCCUGUCCCAGGAAUGGACCUCUGUCCCCCUGUCCUGUUAGAGGAUGGACCCUCCUGACCCCUGUCCUGUUAGGAUGUUCUAAGAGGAUGGACCCUCUGUCCCCCUGUCCUGUAGAGGAUGGACCCUCUGUCCCCUCUGUCCCGCUAGAGGAUGGACCCUCUGCCCCGCUCCCUGUGAUGAUGUGUUCCAGCUGGUUCUGGGGACCUGUGGUGACCCUACAGGACUGUCUGGCUGCCUUCUUUGCCCGGGACGAGCUGAAAGGAGACAACAUGUACAGCUGUGAGAAAUGCAAGAAAUUACGUAACGGAGUGAAAUUCUGUAAAGUUCAGAGUGUACCAGAGAUCUUGUGCAUCCACCUGAAGCGGUUUAGACACGAGCUAAUGUUCUCCACUAAGAUCGGGACUCACGUCUCCUUCCCAUUGGAGGGCCUGGACCUGCAGCCCUUCCUGGCCAAGGAUAGCUCCGCCCACACCACCUCCUACGACCUUCUGUCGGUCAUCUGUCACCAUGGCACCGCCAGCAGUGAGUGUUCCAUCUGGGCCACUGGCCAAGCCCCCUCUGAGAUGGGAGGAUCUAACUGGAAGAGCAACGAGGAGGCGCUGAAGGAGAGGAGGAGGGUGACCGGUCUACUGAACGUGACCGAGCCCAGCCUGCUACAGUUCUACGUCUCCAGACAGUGGCUCAACAAGUUCAAGACCUUCGCUGAGCCUGGACCCAUCUCCAACGACAACUUCCUCUGUUCACACGGAGGUGUGCCUCCUGCCAAAGCAGCGUUCAUUGAUGAUCUGGUCGUGAUGCUGCCUCAGAACGUGUGGGACCACCUCUACAGCAGGUAUGGAGGCGGGCCUGCUGCAACCACCCUGUAUGUGUGUCACACGUGUCAGACGGAGAUUGAGAAGUUGGAGAAGAGACGCAAGACUGAGUUGGACAUGUUUGUCCGGGUAAGGAGAAUAUGGCGUUUCCAGGAGGAAGAAUCUCCAGUGGUCAUCUACUGCAUCACAUUGCAGUGGUUCAGAGAGUGGGAGGGCUUCGUCAAGGGAAAAGACAAGGUGAAUCCACCAGGACCAAUCGAUAACUCCAAGAUAGCGAUCAACAAGAAUGGUCAUCUCACAGUCAAACAAGGGGCUGACUCUGGGCAGAUCUCGGAGGAGACCUGGAACUUUCUCCACUCCAUGCACGGAGGGAGUCCCGUCGUCACGGUCCGGCCCAACGUCUCUCACCCCGAACCAGAGGCGUCCUCGCAAUCCGAGGAGAAGAUGGAGGUGGAGACGCGCUCCGUUUAACAUUACCUAGUUAACUACAUCAACAGAACACCCCCAAACGCCAGCCCUGAGGACAACAACUAAAGCCUUUUAUUUUGCACUUGGCUUUUUUUUUUUUUUUUAAA